Williopsis jadinii is the source of this 1460-nucleotide messenger RNA. Its product is annotated as lipase family protein. Lineage: Eukaryota; Fungi; Ascomycota; Saccharomycetes; Phaffomycetales; Wickerhamomycetaceae. Gene Ontology annotation, biological process: lipid metabolic process. The transcript is spliced from 2 exons. Bases 102 to 1154 code for a protein of 350 amino acids. The record is from RefSeq and is a predicted model, not a curated record.
GGUGGGGGUGCGGGGUGGGGGCUGAUGUUACAAAGGAGGCCCAGAAUGAGCUGUUUCAUUGCUUGAUGUUUUAAUACCAUUGUUACUCUCACUUUGCUACGAUGAUGCUCUUGUGCUUAGCACUAGGAGUGCUAUCAGUGCUGGCACAACUACAGUACACGCAUAUACCACAAGAGCUCUAUGAUAAUCUUACAACGUUUGCUCACUUGAUAGAUAUAGCGUAUUGUAUCUCGCCGGUGUCUGGGAUAUCGCCGCCUUUCCAAUGCGAUAAUGACUGUGACUCGUUUCACGGCAUUGAGGUUGUGCAUCAGUGGUCCUCCGAAGGACGGUUGCCCCUACGAGGCCCGUCACAGUCGCUUCUGGAAACCUCAGGUUAUAUGGCUCUCUGGCAUGAACAGUUGAUGAUCCUCAUAGUUUUGAGGGGGACGAGGUCGUUCAAGGACACCUUGACAGAUCUCAAUACUGAAAUGGUUGCCUAUGAAGAAUCGCCGUCGACUUGCGUUAACUGCAAGGUUCAUAAGGGAUUCUACAUGAGCUAUCUACUGACAUGGGAUGGGAUCAAAACCCAUGUUGAUUAUUAUACCCAGUUGUAUCCGGACUAUGAGGUUCGGGUCAUGGGCCACUCAUUAGGAGGCGCUAUAAGUGUCUUUAUUGGGUUGAAAUUGGCUCUGUUGGACGACUCAAAGGACAUUAAGGUGGUUACGAUGGGUCAGCCAAUGGUUGGAAACCCACAAUUUGCACAGUUCAUAGAUUCCACUUUCAAACUGGAUCUUGAUGAGCCUUUCAUUGAGGGUAGUAUCCUAAGAAUAACGCAUCGAAAUGACCCAGUUGUGAAGUUGCCCAUGUACGAUAAUCGUAACUGGUUAUCCGGGUCACAGUUUGAGCAUUCUGGUAAUGAGAUUUUCAUCAAUGAAUCACUGGUGAGGAAGUAUACCCCACAGUUACAGAACGUUGUGUACUGUGACGGCCAUGAAGAUGAAGGUUGUUCAGCUGGUGUACCCUUUACCAGUGAUAACAGACAACAUUUGAACUACUUCAGGAAACUCGGAACUUGUGGAUUUGGGUUUCUGGGUCAUCUCUGGAAUUUGAAGCGUAAAUCAUCGUCGUCAUCAUCGUCAUCGUCACUAUUAUCACCAUCAACGGAGAUUCUUUGAAUGACAGAUGUCCUGUCGCAUGAAAUUCCCAUGCCAGAUGAUUCACUCGCUUCUGAAACUUGCUCAGUAUUUCGACUCAUAUUUUCCAUUCUCAUCGGCUCAAAUACAUCAGCAUCUUGUUGUACUCUCAAUGGCAUAUCCAAUCCAUCAUUGGAAGCAUCAUUUUCAUCACGAAAGUUGAAGCUACCUGCCAACUCAUCAUUGUCGUCAUCACUGUAGUCCGAAUCAACAAAGAGCUUGUUCUCACGUGGUGCCUGUUCUUGAACAGUGCCUCCAGUUAAUUCAUUUCGUUCGAUUUCCUCACUC